Messenger RNA from Oryzias latipes (Japanese medaka), 3749 nucleotides. RefSeq names its product serine/threonine kinase 36 (fused homolog, Drosophila) (gene stk36). The record is from RefSeq and is a predicted model, not a curated record. Gene Ontology annotation, biological process: protein phosphorylation; smoothened signaling pathway. Gene Ontology annotation, molecular function: protein kinase activity; ATP binding. NCBI's taxonomy places the organism in Eukaryota, Metazoa, Chordata, Actinopteri, Beloniformes, Adrianichthyidae. Gene Ontology annotation, cellular component: cytoplasm.
GACGGCAAAUUAACCUGCCAGUGCGAAACGUUUGUAAUCCUAAAAAUGCGCAGUCAAACUAUUGUUUUUCUCCUAUUGUCCUCCGACGAACUUAGAGUCAUUCAGUAAAAACGCGUGAGCCCCCUAAAUGUUUUUACGUGUUGAUUAAUGGGCUUCUGGUUGAUUUUGAGAGUUAUGUGUCCAUGACAACGUUAAAGUCGGUUCUGUUUUUUCUUCUUCUUGCGUCUCUGAAAUGAAUUCCUAUCACGUCUUGGGGCUGGCUGGAGAGGGUUCGUUCGGGCGAGUUUACAAGGGAAGAAAAAAGGGCAGCGGCCAGGUGGUUGCUCUUAAGUUCAUGCCAAAAGUGGGCCGAACCGACAGAGAGCUACGAAGCCUCAAGAGGGAAAUCGAAAUUAUGAGGGAUCUAAAACAUCCAAAUAUUGUCCAGCUCUAUGACAGUUUUGAAACCGACACUGAGGUUGUGGUUGUAACCGAGUAUGCAGAGGGUCAGCUCUUUCAGGUGUUGGAAGAUGAUGGACAUUUGCCAGAAUGCCUGGUCCAUGAGAUCGCUUGCCAGCUGGUCUCAGCUCUGUAUUAUUUACACUCCCAUCGUAUUCUUCAUCGCGACAUGAAACCCCAAAAUAUUCUGCUGGGAAAAAGUGGAGUGGUGAAACUGUGUGACUUUGGUUUUGCCAGAGCCAUGAGCGUUUCCACGCUGGUCCUGACAUCUAUCAAAGGAACGCCGCUGUACAUGUCUCCUGAGCUGGUGGAGGAGAAGCCGUAUGACCACACUGCAGAUCUGUGGUCUUUGGGCUGCAUUCUCUAUGAACUCCACACAGGGGCGCCACCCUUCUAUACUAACUCUAUCUUCAACCUGGUGCAGCAGAUUGUGAGGGACCCAAUCAGAUGGCCGGACACAAUGAGUGAUAACUGCAUGAGCUUUCUGAAAGGUUUACUGACCAAAAACCCAGAAAAAAGGUUGUCAUGGCCAGAUCUCCUGCAUCAUCCCUUUGUUGCUGAUGGAGUCUUAGCAGUGCUGUCGGACACAAACGUGUUCAACCCUUUGACUGUCAGUCCCAGCCCAGAUGUCAUCGCUCUGAAACAGAAGCAAGUGGCAGAAAGGUCCGCUACAGGAUCUGGAGAGAGCAGAUUAGUCCGAAGGGUCAGGGAGCAGAUGGAGAUCAAGGGGAAGCCCACAGGCAAUGACAACACAAAAAAUAAAAAGGAGGAGAAUAGGAAAACCAACACGACUACAACCUUUCCUAAGGACAUCUCUGCACCUCAAGAUGCUUCACCCCAGUGCACCAAAUCUAAACAGAGAGGUCAGAUCAGCAGAGACUACGAACAGGAGUUCCCCUCUGUGGAGGUAGGGCCAUGUCUGCUGCAAAGAAACAGUGAAACCCGUCAAAGCUCUCUGCACCGACUGCAUGUUGACAGUACGGAUUUCUGGGAGACUCUGAUCAAACGAUCAGAUCCAAGCAGACAGCAGAGAGAGUCAUUAAACUACAAUGAAAUUAUACCUCAAAUUAAAUCAAAAAUCGAUGCAUUUAAAGCUCAGUUAACAACUGGUGCAGUCAAAGAAGUGCCACAGAUUCAACAAGCACUGAAGGUCCUGCGUAAUCUGAUACAGAUGCCUGACCUGGAGAAGUCCUACCACAUCAGCAGUGAACUUCAACUACCACACCUCCUCUUUGACCUGAUUAACAAUUGUGUAGAAAACUCAGAUUUCAUCAAGCAACAGUCAAGUGUGCCAAUCAUUGGAGAAUUCAUGGCAUUCCUUUUGAUCUACUGGGAUAAGCACGGGGACUGGAUUGAGGAAGAAGAAUCAAGACUGGAAGAGUUCAUCAAGACUUUCUGCAACAUACUUGGUCAUUCAGAUCUUCUUGCUCUGGCACCUCUGGCUGCUUCUGUUUUGUCUCUUUUCACCCAACGUGCUGAUGUUCCUGUUGAUGUGAAAACUUUGACCUCCUCACUGAGAACUCUUCUCUCUAAGACAUUUAAGCCCCACAUUUCUCUUCCUUGUGGUUGGGGUCUGUGUGAUGGCCUCCUCUGUUUGCUCCUGCACACACUUUUCAAACAUGAAAAAGCCUCCACGUCUCUUUUCUUAAGUUCCGACAUGUUUGUGGAUCUAUGGAAAACCAUUGGAAACUCUCUAGGAAGUGGAAGAGCAAAUAUCAAUUUCUGUUCAGCAAAUGGGUUUCAUUACUUUUUGUCUCUUGCUCUGUGUCUCUUCACCUUGGAUCCAUACUGCUGCGUUCCUCUGUUUAUCCAGAACGAAUCAAAAUGCGUACACACGCUUGGCCGUCUGCUGGGUCCUGACAGUUUAGAUCUGUUUACCAAAGACCCCCCUGGGAGAACUGAGGAGGAGCUCAGCUGCAACAGCCUAACCACACUUAGCUGCCAUUUACUGUGUUUUCCAUUUGCCCUGGACCUCCCCCCGCUCACCAUGUCCUCAGUUCUGCAGGUGUAUGACAGCUGUGGGAUCCAUUCAAGCCUUCUGCAGGUGGUUAAAACUCUUCCGCUAACAUUCCUGGAGCUGCCGCUGUCCCUGCUGGGCCGUUUGCUCAUUUGUGAUCCCGAGCGCUUCCUUCCUCACCUCAGAGACUCAGCUUCUGGCCUUUUUUCACCCCCCCAGGAGAUCCAGUCCACUUCCUGCAGACUACAGACUACUCUAACCAGAACUCCCACCUCUCUCCUCUCUGAGUUUCUGCAGCUGGAUGAACUGUGGGAUUCUGCCGUGGAGCUCCUCACGGUUUUAUCGCAAAUCGCCCGUUUUUCCCCUCGACUUUCUGGCCCUCAGCUACAUGUGGAAGUCUCUGUGCUGCAGCAGGGGUUGACUCACCCGUAUGAUCAAAUCAGGGUUGCCACAUGCAGAUUUCUAGGACAUUUAGAUCCAUUCAUCGCACCUGUUACAGAUAUGCCACCACCCGAUGUUUUCAAAGUCAUGAUAGACGGUCUCCGUGAUUCCUACAUGCCCGUCAGGCGAAUGGCUUGCAGGGCAGUUGGGAACUGGCUGGGUUACAUCGCAGAAAGAACAGCGUUGAAAACCUGCAAAUCUAUUGCAAUUGACACCAAAGGGAGGGGCAUAAAUAAGGAGCAAAGUAAUCUGUGUUAUGAUGCAUUGGGGGGUGAUGCAAUGAUGACUGAUGAGAGGAGUGAAGACGUGGAGAGGAGGUGGACAGAGGAAGCAAAGAGGUCAGUGGCCUUGCUGGCUGGUCUGCUCAGCGACUCUGAUGCCGUAACGCGCCGUCACUGUUGUGUGACUCUGGGAAACCUGGUUAAAACUGAAUGGGCAGUAUCCUUGCUGGUGGAGGAGGACGUUCCUGCUUUACUCCUGAGAGCCGCGUGUACAGAUUCCCAUUAUGCAGUGAAACAAGCCGCCAUUUCUACCCUGAGCUUGUACAGGCAGCAGGACACCAUUCAGCAGGUCCUGGCGUCCCUCGAUGCGAGUAAGAAACUUUUCCAGGCUUCACGCGACGCCUCUCUUCACUCUGACUGCAAAGCAGGCGUAGCACCAGCUCUCCAAAAACGGUGAUUCGAUUUACAUCUUCUGCUUCCGUGUGAUAAAGAAUUCAUACAAGAUUGUUCAUCCUAUUAAGUUUUGGUUUCACGAUAAAUUCAAGUUUUAUCUGCUUAAUCUCAGUGUAUCCGUUUUGUUUUCUUGUUUUUUAUUUUAUUUUACAAGGCAAAAUGUUUUAACUGUACUUCCAAUUAAAUUGAAUAUUUUAAUUUAAUUUAAAUAAUAAAGAAUUCUUGUGUUUUCAACGUAA